This is a messenger RNA of Hippocampus comes (tiger tail seahorse), 4313 nucleotides long. RefSeq names its product filamin A interacting protein 1-like (gene filip1l). NCBI's taxonomy places the organism in Eukaryota, Metazoa, Chordata, Actinopteri, Syngnathiformes, Syngnathidae. Bases 382 to 3945 code for a protein of 1187 amino acids. The transcript has 6 exons. The record is from RefSeq and is a predicted model, not a curated record.
GGCUCAAGGUGUCAGAAGGCAGGCUGGUUUAAAUUUAACUGGCUGCAACUUAACAUGGCAGGUCCUCCGCUCCCUCUCCCUCUCUCACACACACACCCAUGCCCAGACAGCAUCAUGCUCACAAAGACUUAGCCUUAGACACCAUUCUGCACUGUGCGCACCGUACAGCAGCAGCCAUCCACAUUCAGACCACCUGGAUUGUACAAGGGGACGGCCGAGGACGUAGCGGAGAAGUAACUCUCACACUGGGUGGGCAAGAAGCAUUCAACACUAAGGAUAAACACGUCAUCCAAGGCGUCAGGCUGAAGGCACGACCGGCAGCUCUGCAGCAUCACAGCAGCACAGUUAGCGGUUGGUCGCUUAGCUACGAGAGGUAGCAACAUGCGCUCCCGUAGCAGCAGCCUGGAGGACGUCACCAAGGUCAAGCUGGCCAAAGAAGAACCCUCUGGGCGGCCAGAGCGUCGCAGUCGCCACCGUGAGCCGCCAGAUGACACUGGCACCAUCCAGUGGAACCACCAGACCACCAAGAAUGGCGGCAGUAGUGCUGCAAAGGGGCCCCGUAAGGAGAAGGCGAGAGACCUUUCGCGUGAUGACCUGGUCUUCCUGUUGAGCUUGCUGGAGGGAGAACUGCAGGCCAGAGAUGAGGUGAUUACUGUGCUGAAGGCAGAAAAAAUCGAUUUGGCCCUUCUGGAAGCCAAAUACGGCUUUGUCACGCCGCCCAAAGUCCUGCAGGCUCUGCAGCGGGAUGCCAUCCAAGGCAAAGUUGACGGCUUACAGGAAGACAUCUAUGAACGGCCCAUGGUGGAGCUGGACAAGCUGGUGGAAAAGCAGAGGGAGACGUACCGCCGCAUGCUGGAGCAGCUGCUGAUGGUAGAGCAGGCCCACAAGCAGGCCCUGUACAAAAUGGCGGAUGAGAAGCGCAACCAUGGCGACUUUGUGAAGAAGAGCGACGAGUUUACCAACCUGCUGGAGCAGGAGCGUGAGAGACUGAAGCUGUUAAUUGAUCAGGAAAAGGCCUUCCAAGAACGAAAAGACCAAGAGAACAACAAAAAGGUCACAAGUCUGAAAGAGGAAUUGAAAAGGGUCAAAUCCUUUGCGUUGAUGGUGGUAGAUGAACAGCAGCGUCUCAACGAGCAGCUGAAUCAACAGACAGCCGAGGUCCAACAGCUGAGCACCACCACUACACAGGUUCGGGAGGAGCUGAGCUUAGCCAACAAGAACCUUCAGGAAGAGGAGCAGAAGGUGUGCCGCCUGGAAGCGGAGCUGUGUGACUGCAUCAGUCGACACCAUCAGGAGCAGGAAGCCACCAUGGCUAAGCUGACAAGUGAGGAUGCACAGAAUCGGCAGCUGCGUCAGAAGUUGUCCACUCUAAGCAGGCAGCUUGACGAGCUGGAGGAUACCAACAAGACGCUGCGCAGAGCCGAGGAGGAGCUGCAGGAGAUGAGAGACAAAAUCAGCCGAGGUGAAUGUGGAAACUCCAGCUUUAUGCCCGAGCUGGAAGAGCUACGGAAAAGAGUGCUUGAAAUGGAGGGAAAGGAUGAAGAACUGAUUCGAAUGGAGGACCACUGCAGAGAGCUGAACAGGAAACUGGAAAAAGAAGCUAGUCAAAGUUACGGUUUGAAGACUGAAGUUGAUAAACUGAAUCACAGAAUUAUGGAUUUGGAAAGACUAGAGGAUGCAUUUAGCGAGAGUAAACAGGAAUGCGCCUCACUAAAAAGUAACCUUGAGAGGGAAAAGACUGUGUCAAAGGCUCUCUCUGGGCAACUGGAAGCUUUGAAAGCUCAAGUUAAAGAGCUGGAGCGUGCUGAGGGUCAGCUUGAAAAGACAGAGUUGACAUUGAAAGAGGACCUCACCAAGUUAAAGACACUGACAGUCAUGUUGGUCGAUGAGAGGAAGGCCAUGGCAGAGAAGCUGAAGCAGAUGGAAAACAAGGUAGAAAACAGCACUGGCAAACUUCAGGUCGAACAGGAGAAGGUUACGUCAAUCACAGAAAAGCUCAUUGAGGAGAGCAAGAAAGCUUUGAAAUCAAAGGCUGAGCUGGAGCAGAAGAUGUGCGAGGCCAAGAGGGAACGGGAUGACCUCAAGUGCAAACUAAGGGCAGAGGAGGAGAAGAACAUUGAUUUGGAGUCAAAAAUCAAUCUGAUGAAAAAAAGGUUGCAAUCACUUGAGACUAUCGAAAGGGACUACCUAAGGAGCAAAGUUAAAGAGGAGCAUGUGAAAACACCCAUCGCCAACCGCUUCCAACAAGAGGACAACAAAGUCAAAGACUUGACCCAGGAGGUCGAGCGACUCCGACGCAAACUCAAAGACAUCAGGGUUGUCGACGGUGACCUGUUAAAAACAGAGGAGCUGGAAUCCUUGGAGACGAGAUUCACAAACGAGCAGGAAAAAGCCAAGGCUUUGAUGAAGGAGCUGGAAAUGUCCAGAAAAGAACUUUCCACAUACCAGCUGGCUGAGAAGAACGAGUCCAACCAAGAGCAUGUUUUGUUCAAACGUCUGAAGGAGGAGGAGGCGAAGUCAAGUCAUUUGGCAGAGGAGGUUGUGGCUCUGAAGGAGAAGAUCCACGAAUACAUGGGACAAGAGGAGUCCAUAUGCCGCAUGAAGACCGACCACACCUCUCUGCGAAGGAAGCUCACCCAACAGGAAGUCAGAAACAAGGAACUGGCCAGGGAGAUGGAGACGCUCACGCGGGAGCUUGAACGAUAUCGAAGAUUUAGCAAAAGUUUGCGCCCUGGCAUGAAUGGAAGGCGCUUUUCGGAUUUGCACCUUGCCACCAAAGAGGUCCAGACUGAGCCUCAUGACCUCUUGACGGCGGUCCCAUUAGAGCACGUCAUGUUUAAUGGGAAUCUGUGUGAUGAGAGCAUGCCUGGGGACAAUGAGAUUUACAACAAAUGUGGCCCCUCCCUCAUAAAUAACAUCAAUAACCUCAAUAACAACAACCUGAGAAGAGUCCCCGGUGCUAAAUCCAACGAGGGUCCUAACCAGCUGAAUGGCAAACUGCAACAACGGCCGAAUAGUACCCACGUACAGGCUGGAGAUGUGGUACUGACCCACAAUCCUGGCCAGCCGCUUCAGAUUAAAGUGACCCCUGAGCACAGACACAACAUGGCGACACUUGAGAUCACCAGCCCUACCGCAGAGAACACGCCGUCCUUCACCAGCACUGCCAUCAUACCCACAAGCGGAGGCCCGCCCAAACAGAGAAUCACCAUCAUCCAGAACACUGCCAUUUCCCCACCUGCGAAAUGCAGACGUUCUCCAAUUUCAGACAAGCCUUGCUCACCAGAUAGGGUGCUAUCUCCUCUCACUAUGUCACCAUAUUCAAGAGCUUUGACCCCUGACUCUUGCAACUCACUGACCCCUGACAGAGCCAUGUCCCCAAUCCAAAUUGUUUCCGUCACAACGGGCACCCCUGACCGUGAUGUCUCAGCUGAGUCGGUGGAGAUUGCCGGAGGGCACGCCAUCUUCCGCGUGAGUCCAGAGCGCCAGAAUGGCUGGCAGGUGCAGCGGUCCAACAGCUCUGGGCCAAACAUCAUCACCACAGAGGACAACAAAAUCCACAUUCACUUAGGGGGUCCCUUCAUUCAGAGUGUCAGCUCACCAGCUCUGCAGGAGCAGAGAAUCCCUAACGGCAGCAUUGCAACACCCAAAAGCAAGAGCAAAGUCACUAGUAGCAUCAUGAUUAAGCCUUCCGCCACCCAAACCCAACGGCCAUCACAGAUUACAAUACCUCAAGAAUCAUUCCGUCGCGCUGGGCCGACCCGGAUCCCAAAACCAAAGGGCUCCACGUCUGUAAAAGGGAUGAGCGGCAAUGGCGCGCUGCAGAAUAGUAGCCAGUCACUGCGCACUCCUCUAAGCAGUGGCAAAGACCAGGCUGUGCACACGUCUGCAGCACACAGAACCAAUACCAACAACAACCCGAACCUUGCCAACCGCAAACUUUAGUAUAAUGUCAUGAAUAAAUUCGAGGUGAAUGACAACGUGAGCUCCAGAAGGUCACUUUGCAUUCACCGACAACUAUAUAGUAGCUGCUUUAGUUUAGUUCUCAUCAUGUCAGCAUCACUGCAACCCAGGUGAAGUGUCAUAGGAAGGCGACUUGAUAAAGCUGUAUGUUGUGUAUUUGUAUUUAUUUUUUAGCAGUUUGGAAAAAAAAGACAUGAAAAAAACAAGACUGGAAACUAUUUUUUUUUUAAUGAUAAAUGGCCAUAAUGUACUGUAUGUGAAAAACUGAUGAUGAAAUGCAGCUGCAUCAUACUACCUAGCAUAGUUUUUUUUCCCGCCUUUUGGUUCAAUAAAGACCUUUUAUAUUGGAA